Messenger RNA from Aphanomyces astaci, 1116 nucleotides. RefSeq lists its product as hypothetical. The coding region runs from base 6 to 902 and encodes 298 amino acids. The transcript has 4 exons. The record is from RefSeq and is a predicted model, not a curated record. Lineage: Eukaryota; Oomycota; Saprolegniomycetes; Saprolegniales; Verrucalvaceae.
CGUUGAUGCACACCCCCACGACCACCGACAUCUCCAUCCCUCCACACGAGAUCGACGCCAUGUUGCAAGAGGUCGCGACAUUCCUAUGGUCGUCCAAGGAGCAUCAAGGGAACACGAGCGUGUCUGCGCAGCAGCAAAAGCCAAAGAGGAAGUGGAAGAAACGCACGCGAAUGACUCCGUAUACAAUCAUUCAGCGCCUCAAGGGCGAAGUUGAAGUACUUACCCAACGGCGCGACACCCUUGUCGCUCGUUCUGUGCAAACUCGACACCAUUUGAAUCGACAGUAUCAAGGCUUGGACGCGAUCAUUGGCAAACUUCAAUGCGAGCUCUUCUCUCCACAAUAUUGGGCCCUUCCCCUAGACUCGUCUCCCUCUACGGGUCGCGCAAUAUCCAUUGUAUCCCAGCCCACCGACAUCCACUUCCAUCAGAUGGGCUCUGUCUUAGCCAAGUAUGGCCUAGUACCCAACGUUCCCAAUCGUCUUAUACAUAGCGUCCUGACACCAGUGGCUGGAAAGCACACCCUCGUGUACGCCCAAACCAACUACGCGCCCGCACCUGCGGCCACAUAUGCGAAUGUGUACUGGAACACGUUUACGCGUAAUCUGCCGUUGCAAUUACCUGGAUUGCGUGUCGAGCUGUUAAAAGUUCUGGACAUGGACACAAUGCUCGUCCAGCAAUACCAUGACCAAGUCGUUCGGUACAUUCAACGGCGAUACCAAGUAUCCAAGGACCGCACGGUAUUUGUCAUGCGCUCCAUCGACCAUUCAGAUACUAAUACCCGUCAACUGCAAUGUGGCUACGAUUGGAACGAAGUGACCUGUACUCAUGUAGUACACCCUGUAGGUGUGUCGUGGACGCGCUCUCCGACUCGACAUGCUUCGUUUCUACUUGUGCUGAAGUAAACUUGACGUUUACGCAAGGUUGGGGGUUCCAAGGCGACUUUGCAGCGCAAUUGACAACGAUCAAGGAUACGGUGGCGAGUUAUGUUGGUGACCUCGUGGCACCUUCACAACAACAUCAAGAGGCGCUUAGACUUGAAUACGUGUAAGCUGAAGUCGAAAUUUAAGUUUGAAUGUUGGGGCAAUUGGAUGUCGUUGUUACAGUACUCCCUCCCCU